This is a messenger RNA of Triticum turgidum subsp. durum (durum wheat), 1638 nucleotides long. The record is from the annotation of a GenBank genome assembly. NCBI's taxonomy places the organism in Eukaryota, Viridiplantae, Streptophyta, Magnoliopsida, Poales, Poaceae.
AUGGCGAUCACCGCCCAGGUCCCCGACAUCAUGGGCGAGCGCCAGUCCGGCCAGGACGUCCGCACCCAGAACGUGUCGGCGUGCCAGGCGGUGGCGAACAUCGUCAAGUCGUCGCUCGGCCCCGUCGGGCUCGACAAGAUGCUGGUGGACGAUAUCGGUGAUGUGACGAUCACGAACGACGGGGCCACCAUUUUGAGGAUGCUGGAGGUCGAGCAUCCGGCAGCGAAGGUUCUUGUGGAGCUGGCCGAGCUCCAGGACCGGGAGGUUGGAGAUGGAACUACCUCGGUCGUCAUCAUUGCUGCAGAGUUGCUCAAGAGAGCCAAUGAACUUGUGAGGAAUAAGAUUCACCCGACCUCUAUUAUUAGUGGCUACAGGCUUGCUAUGCGCGAAGCUUGCAAGUAUGUUGAGGAAAAGCUGUCUUUCAAGGUGGAUAGACUUGGAAAAGACUCCCUUAUUAACUGUGCUAAAACUAGCAUGUCCUCGAAACUGAUUACCACGGACGGUAAUUUCUUUGCAAAUCUGGUUGUAGAAGCAGUUCAAGCUGUGAAGACCACAAACUCCAAGGGAGAAGUGAAGUAUCCAAUCAAGAGUAUUAAUAUUUUGAAAGCUCAUGGUAAAAGUGCCAAGGAAAGUUACCUGCUGAAUGGUUAUGCGCUGAACACUGGCCGUGCAGCUCAAGGAAUGCCUACCAGAGUAACCCCUGCUAGAAUUGCUUGUCUUGAUUUCAACCUUCAGAAGACGAAAAUGCAAAUGGGUGUUCAAGUCCUUGUAUCCGAUCCAAGGGAACUUGAGAAGAUCCGCGAGAGAGAAUCUGACAUAACAAAGGAGCGGAUUCAGAAAGUUCUCAAGGCUGGUGCUAAUGUUGUAUUUACCACCAAGGGAAUUGAUGAUAUGUCAUUGAAGUACUUUGUUGAGGCUGGAGCAAUUGCAGUAAGACGUGUGCGCAAGGAGGACUUGCGCCAUGUUGCCAAGGCUACAGGUGCAACAAUGGUGACUACUUUUGCGGACAUGGAGGGUGAAGAAACAUUUGAUCCAUCAUUCCUUGGACAUGCCAGUGAGGUUGUUGAGGAAAGGAUUUCUGAUGAUGAAAUAAUUCUGGUGAAAGGCACAAAGAAUACAAGUGCGGUCUCCAUUAUACUUAGAGGAGCAAAUGACUUCAUGCUAGAUGAGAUUGAACGGUCUUUGCAUGAUGCACUGUGCAUUGUGAAGAGAACUUUGGAAUCCAAUACGGUAGUUGCUGGGGGUGGUGCUGUAGAAGCUGCAUUAUCUGUGUACCUGGAGAAUCUUGCUACAACUCUUGGAUCCAGGGAACAGCUGGCGAUUGCUGAAUUUGCAGAAGCUUUGUUGAUCAUACCGAAGGUCCUCGCUGUUAAUGCCGCAAAAGAUGCAACUGACCUUGUUGCACAACUUAGGGCAUAUCAUAAUAAAGCUCAAACCAAUGCUGAUAAGCAGCAUUUAUCAAGCAUGGGUCUUGACCUGACGAAAGGUGUAAUCCGCAACAACCUUGAACAUGGCGUGAUCGAGCCAGCAAUGAGCAAAGUGAAGAUCAUUCAGUUUGCCACAGAAGCAGCCAUUACCAUUGUGAGGAUCGACGACAUGAUAAAGCUCGACAAGGAAGAGUCUGGCCAAGAAGAGUAG